This is a messenger RNA of Hylaeus volcanicus, 2442 nucleotides long. It is a transcript of the gene DCP1, whose product is annotated as mRNA-decapping enzyme 1A. Gene Ontology annotation, cellular component: P-body. The coding region runs from base 261 to 1637 and encodes 458 amino acids. Gene Ontology annotation, molecular function: enzyme activator activity; mRNA binding. The transcript has 4 exons. Lineage: Eukaryota; Metazoa; Arthropoda; Insecta; Hymenoptera; Colletidae. Gene Ontology annotation, biological process: positive regulation of catalytic activity; deadenylation-dependent decapping of nuclear-transcribed mRNA; deadenylation-independent decapping of nuclear-transcribed mRNA. The record is from RefSeq and is a predicted model, not a curated record.
UCGGAAGUGGACGUCGACGCAGAAGGAAAGGAAGCGUCGGCAUUCUGUGAUGAUGUUACUAACUCGCAGUUGUAACAAACGGUAUCAACCAUAAAAUCUAGUAUGACGUUUAUUAUACAAGCAGCUGCUUGCGUUAUAUUAAAAUAUAGUACUCGAAGUGACCAGCUUGAGCGACAUAGCUGAAUUACGAUCGACUCGUAAAAGGUACCAUCGUUACGUUGUAUUUUUUGUGCUGCACUACCAAGCUGCAAAAGAACACAAUGACGGAUCUAACGGAGUUACGAAUGAACGUGGCCGCUCUGAAGCGCGUAGAUCCUUACGUGAAAGAUAUUCUGGAAACUGCGACACACGUAGCGCUGUACACUUUUAACGCGGAUAACAACGAGUGGGAAAAAACCGAUAUCGAGGGUGCUUUAUUCGUCUACUCGCGAAAUGGCGAGCCAUACAACAGUGUUCUUAUCAUGAAUAGAUUAAAUACAAACAACCUAGUGGAACCAGUUACACAAGGUUUAGACUUACAACUUCAGGAACCCUUCUUGCUCUAUAGAAAUUCCAGAUGCAAUAUCUAUGGCAUUUGGUUUUAUGAUAAAGAAGAGUGUGUACGCAUCGGUGCAAUGUUGAACAAACUUGUUAAAGAGUCAGAAGAAAACCGCAAAGCAUGUAACAAACCAGCAGUCAGUGUUAAGAAAAAUUCUGGACCUAAUGUAAACAACAUAGAUAUAUUCAGUAUGCUCAGUAAAGCCCAAAAAGAUUUUAAUACUAAUAGAACUAGCAGUGGCAGCGGAGGAAGUACCAGGGAAGGGCUUGAUUCCAAGUCCCCUCUGGUUACUUCUAUAAAUGAAAAGCUGUCUGGACCUCUAACUGCUCCACUAGGUCCAGAUGUUACUUCACAGAGUGUAAUGGACUUUUUUGCAAAAGCUAAAGUUAAUACUGGACAUUUUAAAGCUGGAGAUCAGCCCACACCAGGUGGUACUGUUGUAAAUGAAAGCAAACCUUUACUUGCACGUUUAAUGUCCCAUCCAGCGGCCCAUACGGUGGAACAUAUUGAAAAGCAACAUAGAUCUGUAACUCCUCAACCAACUACACAACAGCAUUCUCAAUCAACUCCAACUGCUAUAAUGACAUCGAAUAACGCGAGUAGCGCUUCAGCUUCGAACAGACCUAAGCGGCGGAGCAAGAUAGCUUCUCAGCAAGAUUCAAUAAUAUUGACACCCGUGUCUAUGAGCCAGGAUGGUCCAUCUUUGACCAAUCAAAAUACUAUGGAUACAAAUGGUACAACAGGAUUUCAUAGGAUACAGUCCCCAACAUCUAAUUCAACGAAUCAUCAGGCCUCGGAUAUUAUUGGCUCUAGCAAUUCAAAUCCUCUUGCAUCUUUAUUUGCUCAUGCAUCUGCGACAACGGCAUCUGAUGAAAUUAUCACGGCACCUACUUUAUCGGGAAGAGGAUCAGCACCAGCGUUAAUACCUCCUGUGAUGUUCGCUGCACCUAGUCCACCAGAACCCCUGGCGAGACCGUUGGAACCAUUGACAAGGAAUCAGCUUCUUCAAGCUUUCAACUAUCUACUGAGGAGUGAUCCAGAUUUUAUCCACAAACUUCACGAAGCUUACGUCAAAUCAUUCGGUGAAAUUCUGUCCUAAAACGAUCAAUUGUUAACUGAUAUAACUGAAACCCGUCAUGCGGGUUGUGACGGUCGACUGACUAAAACGAUCGAGCAAAAACCUAGUAUCCCUAUGUUACACGUACAUAGAUGGUACAUAACGUCAUGCUCGACUUUCAAUUGAACUUGACUGGUAGCCCAAAUUUUUUGGGGAAGACAAAAUAUAGAUAUAAAUGGAGAUACAUACCUUAAACAGUAUUUUUAUAAAUUAAUACAUUUUCUCCCGUGAAAAGAGACGAAAUGUACCGUGAAUGCGUAACAAGGUAUGAAGCUGAGUGAUCGUUGUAAAGGGAACGGAACAAGGAUUGCGAAAAUUGUACGAUUUGAAACUGUGAUGCCAAAACAUUUAUAUUAUACUAACGUUUUAUGGUUAUUAUUCCGGAACAGAGCGAGACAAAUUUUCUGAGCUGAUCAAAUGGAAUGCCUAUUUUACAGAGUAAUGACAUACCCCUCCUAUAAUAUCGGGUAUCGAUAUGGUAUGUGUAUGUAAUUGAUUAAAAAGAGGAGCAAAUAAAUAGAGACCGAUUACUGAAAAAUCGUUUUAAUGUAUUUUAAGGCGAUUUUCGCAUCAAUUUAUCCCUCAUGAGUAACACGUGUUGUAAAAACAAAGUCGCGGUACAUAUUUAAUAAUAUAACUAUCGCACGGUUAUGCCAUACUAUCACAAUAUAAUAAUAUUUAUAUGGAAUACGAUUACUGUGUGAGGAGUACAUGAUGUACCGGGAUAAUUCAUUUUCGGAAGAUACCUACAUGAUUAAAAAAAAAAAUAAACAAAACAGAUAUCAGA